Molecule: messenger RNA, 1280 nt
Organism: Peromyscus californicus insignis
Lineage: Eukaryota; Metazoa; Chordata; Mammalia; Rodentia; Cricetidae
Exons: 4
Coding region: 1-1005 (334 amino acids)
Molecular function (GO): calmodulin binding
Source: RefSeq, a predicted model, not a curated record
AUGGGCUCUCACUGUAGUCCUUCAUCUAACAAAGUACUGAAGGCCAGAAAGAUCCAGGCCUGGUGGCGAGGCACCCUGGUGCGGCGCACGCUGCUGACUGCUGCCCUCAAUGCUUGGAUCAUUCAGUGCUGGUGGAGACAGACACUGGCCAGAACGCUGGAGAAGAGACGGCUGACGGUCCUGCGCUGGAUGGCACGAGAAACGAGGGCCGGUGUCACUAUUCAGUCCUGGGUCCGAAUGCUGCAGGUCCGCCAGCGGUACCGCCGCUUGCGUUACGCCACCCACAUCAUCCAGGUGUCAUGGCGCUGGUAUAACUGCCAUACCCGUGGCUUUUUUGAGGGCACUUAUGAAAUCACAAGGGACAAACUAAGUCUGCGGCUUGACAUCUUUCUGGGAUCACAGCAGCAAGUCCGCACAAUGACCGCAGACACAAAGCACCACAGGAGCUUGUUCUGUGACAUCAGCAGCCUGUGUCUGAACUCACAGGCGGCGAUACGCCUGAAUAACCUUUUCUUAUUUUCCCACCCUCAGACCAAGGAAAAACAACCACCACGGCCAAAACGACCGCCGCCGCCAAAACAACCACCACCACAGCUGGCAGCCAAAAAGAUCCAGGCCUGGUGGCGAGGCACCCUGGUGCGGCGCACGCUGCUGACCGCUGCCCUCAAUGCUUGGAUCAUCCAGUGCUGGUGGAGACAGACACUGGCCACGACACUCAAGUGGAAACGCAUGGAGGCUCUGUGCCGGAUGGCACGAGAAACGAGGGCCUGUGUCACUAUUCAGUCCUGGGUCCGAAUGCUGCAGGUCCGCCAGAGGUACCGCCGCUUGCGUUAUGCCACCCACAUCAUCCAGGUGUCAUGGCGCUGGUAUAACUGCCAUACCCGUGGCUUUUUUGAGGGCAGCUAUGAAAUCACAGGGGACAAACUAAGUCUGCGGCUUGACAUCUUUCUGGGGUCACAGGUUUGUCGUAUAUCAGACUGCAUAUCCUUGCCAAUAAAGAACUGAUCAGGUCUUCUAACAGCUGGCAUUGGGUCUUUGUGACACAAACCACCUGGCGUCCCUGUCCAGCAGCAAGUCCGCACAAUGACCACAGACACAAAGCACCACAGGAGCUUGUUCUGUGACAUCAGCAGCCUGUGUCUGAACUCACAGGGUCAGAAGAUGUGAGAGCCCUGGACCACAACAGUGUCUGUGUCUGAUCAGCAAAGCCUGCAUGGCUGGAGAGUUGGGAUAAAGUCACCAGGAACACUGCUAGAUGGCAGCUCCCCUUGGCUGUCCAA